CACUAUAAGUUAACAGUGGACGUUAAAACCAAUAACAGUUAACCACAGACAAGCGUUGGUAGUGGUUGUUCAAGCUGUUGACCAAAAACAACAGCAACAGGAAAAUUUAAAAAAAAAAAACGUUAUUUUAAAAACUAAGUGGAAAUAAAGUUUCUCUUUACCCUCCACCAUGAAGCAACUACUCACCUACUUGGUCCUGCUAGUCUUGGGCUUAAGCUGGUUUUCCUGCUGCUGCGAUGCCGCCAUCAUCGACAACAGCUAUAGAUAUUAUCGUCUACCCACCUCCAUACAGCCGGAUCGUUAUAAAUUGAAAGUUAUCACGCACUUGGAUAAUCCUGCUAAUCUAACCUUCGAUGGUCAGGUUUCCAUACGUUUCAAGGUGCUACAGGACACCACCAAUAUUACGUUGCACUCUCAGAAUUUAACUGUGGAUGAGUCGCGUAUAAAAUUGAAGAGUUACGAUGAUGAUCAGAAAAUGGAUUGCUUAUUGACGGUAACUCAGGUGCCGGAACAGGAUUAUUUCAUUAUACAACUGUGCCAGACCUUGCGUAAGGGCCAAACGUAUAAAUUGAAAUUGUAUUUUACUGGUGUGUUGAAUGAGAAAUUGCAUGGUUAUUAUCGUAGUUCGUAUGUGGUUAAGGAGACCAAUGAGACUAGAUGGCUUUCGGUUACUCAAUUUGAGCCGGCACAUGCUCGUGCCGCUUUCCCUUGUUUAGAUGAACCCGCAUACAAGGCCAAGUUUGUAAUAUGGAUGGGUCAUCAUAAAUCCUUGACGGCCUUAAGUAAUAUGCCUUUGGAAAAGCAGGCACCUUUAACUGGUCUCAACGAUUUUGUCUGGAGUAUCUUUGAAGAAUCUGUACCCAUGUCCACAUAUCUGGUAGCCUAUACUGUCAACGAUUUUGCCUACAAACAGUCCGAACCAAAUGCGGAAUCAAAUAAUAAUAUUAUGUUCCGAACAUGGGCUAGACCUGAAGCCAUCGAUCAGUGCAACUAUGCCAGUGAAGUUGGACCGAAAGUUUUGAAAUACUACGAAGAUAUAUUCGGUAUACCAUUCCCGCUCAAGAAGGUAGAUGAAAUUGCCAUACCCGAUUUUAGUGCAGGCGCUAUGGAAAAUUGGGGUUUGGUUACAUACCGUGAGACUGCUCUGCUCUUUGCUCCCAACGUGUCUUCCAACUCCAAUAAACUGCGUAUUGCUCAGGUGAUAGCACAUGAAUUGGCCCAUCAAUGGUUUGGUAAUUUGGUAACCAUGAAAUGGUGGUCCGAUUUGUGGUUGAAUGAAGGUUUUGCCACUUAUGUGGCCAGUUUGGGGGUGCAGCAUUUAAGCCCCGAAUGGCAGUCCUACAAUGAGGAAUCGUUGGAGAAUACUUUGGCUAUAUUCCGCAGAGAUGCUCAAUUAUCCAGUCAUCCCAUAUCGCAACCCAUAUUAAACACCAGUCAAAUAGGUGAAAGAUUUGAUUCGAUUUCCUAUAAAAAGGGUUCGGCUGUUUUGAGAAUGUUGCAUUCCAUAUUGGAAAAGGAUGCUUUCUUCGAGGGUGUCAGCGAUUAUCUCAAGAAACACAAAUACGCUAAUGCCGAACAAGAUGAUUUGUGGGCGGCCUUUACCGAAAAAGCUCAUCGUUACAAUCGUAUACAUCAAGAGUACGAUAUGAAGACCAUAAUGGAUUCCUGGACUUUACAAACCGGCUAUCCUUUGGUUAAAGUAACACGUGAUUAUGAAACUGGCUCGAUAGAAAUUACUCAGCAUAGAUUUUUGGAGAACAAAACCCUAACCGAACAGCAAACUGAUAAGGAGCAAUGCUGGUGGGUGCCUCUAAGUUAUACCACGGGAUCUAAGAUAAACUUUGAAACUACCACGCCACAAAAUUGGUUGGAAUGUGAUGAAGCGGGCAAAAGUAAAAAUUUAAGACUAAACAAUUUGGCCAAAAAGAAUGAAUGGGUACUGUUCAACAUCCAGUUGUCGGGUGUUUAUCGUGUGAUGUACGAUAUCGAGAAUUGGAGUUUGUUAAACGCGACUCUGAAUAGUAAAGAUUUCAGUGGUAUUCAUGUUAUGAAUCGUGCUCAACUGAUUGAUGAUGUUAUCUGGUUGGCCUGGAGUGGUUAUCAUGAUUAUGAUAUUACCUUUGAUGUUUUGGAAUAUUUGAUACAAGAGCGUGAAUACUUGCCCUGGAGAGCAGCCUUGGAUGGCCUUAGCAGUGUGAAUAGAUUGUUGAAACCAUUCGAAUCCAAUUAUGAAAUGUUUAAGCGUUACAUGCGUUAUAUUAUUAAGCCCACUUACAACUAUUUGGGCGGUGUUAAUAAUACUAAAUUUGAGGAUUCCAGCGCAUUUACCAAAGUCUUGCACAAGUCUCUAAUUGCCGGCUGGGCGUGUCGUUUGGAAAUGGAGGAUUGUGUACAAAACUCCAUUAAAUACUUUAAACAAUGGAAAUCUUCCCGUAAUCCAAAUACCGAAAAUAGUAUACCCGUAGAUCUUAGACCUACUGUUUAUUGUACAGCCAUACGUCAUGGCGAUCAGGAUGAUUGGCAAUUCUUGUGGCAGCGGUAUAAGGAAUCAAAUGUGGCUACGGAAAAACGUACCAUUAUCUUCUCCUUGGCCUGUUCUCGCAAUCAAAAAACUUUAGAAAACUAUGUGGACAUGACUUAUGACAAGUCUGGCCAUAUACGCAAACAGGAUGCUACUUAUGCCUUCAGUUCCAUAGCACGUAACGAAGUUGGUUUCCCCAUAGCCAAGCAAUAUUUUAUGGAAAAUAUUGAUAAACUCAAUGAUUAUUAUGGUCAAUAUUCCAACGAUUUGGGUCAUUUGCUAUCACCCUUGGCUAGCCAAAUCAUUAACUCCGAAGAUCUCAACAAACUUUCCUCUCUCAUUGAAACGAAAAAGGAAUUCUUCAAAAAGUCCGAAAAGAGCGUCCAGAGCGCCUUUGAAACUAUCAAUUUCAAUCUACAAUGGAUUGAUCACAAUGUACGCGAUACCAAAUCUCGUCUACAAUCGCGUCUUACUUUUAUGGAUUUCAUCAAACCCGAAGAGGCUUAAAGGAGUAAAUUGUAUGUGUGAUGUUGCUUAGAGAUAUGGUGAUUUCCAUGUUCCAUGUUUAGAAUUUUAUUAGUUUAUUAAUAAAAAAUAAAAAUACAUUGUAGGAUUUAAAUAUUAACAACAUCAGCCCAGUAAUUAUAAAUACUAAUUCUAAGAAUUACUUAAACAUAUAUUUUUUUAUGAUUUUAUUGCGAAUAUUUUUUGUAUGAUCAGCCCAUAUUUAGAAGUGAUGUAUUUUUGUCAUUAUUUUUAUUUUUUAUUUUGAAAAUAUAUUUGUUUUAACAAUAAAUGUAUAUUUAUAUGUACUAUGUAUAAGUUUUAUUAAAGAAAAGAAA
Messenger RNA from Calliphora vicina (urban bluebottle blowfly), 3363 nucleotides. Its product is annotated as aminopeptidase N-like. The record is from RefSeq and is a predicted model, not a curated record. Gene Ontology annotation, biological process: peptide catabolic process; proteolysis. The transcript has 6 exons. Lineage: Eukaryota; Metazoa; Arthropoda; Insecta; Diptera; Calliphoridae. Gene Ontology annotation, cellular component: cytoplasm. Gene Ontology annotation, molecular function: metalloaminopeptidase activity; zinc ion binding; peptide binding. Bases 170 to 3028 code for a protein of 952 amino acids.